AUGGCCUUUAACGCAAGGUCUUGUUGUUUUGCUAGUAGCAACGAGCGGGUUACUUGUAACUGCAAUUGUCUGAAAGAUCAGCCAGUGCCAAGAAUGAAGCAUUCGAAGGAUCCGUUUGAAGCAGCAAUGGAGGAGCAAGAGGAAUCACCUGUUGAAACCGAGCAGACUCUUGAAGGAGAUGAGAGAGCUGUGAAGAAAUGUAAAACGUCCGUUGUUGCUGAAGCGAAGAACAAAGAUGAAGUUGAGUUCACCAAAAACAUAACUGGUGCUGAUCCUGUGACUAGAGCCAACAAGAUGCAGAAGAUUUUAUCACAAUUUACAGAGGAACAAAUGAGCAGAUAUGAAUCUUUCAGAAGAUCUGGUUUUAAGAAAUCAGACAUGGAGAAGUUGGUACAGAGAAUCACAGGGGGUCCGAAGAUGGACGACACUAUGAACAUCGUUGUGCGUGGUAUCGCAAAGAUGUUUGUUGGCGACCUUGUGGAAACAGCUCGAGUUGUUAUGAGGGAAAGGAAGGAAUCAGGACCUAUUAGACCUUGCCAUAUCAGAGAGUCAUAUCGAAGACUAAAGCUCCAAGGAAAAGUGCCUCAAAGAUCAGUUCAACGGCUUUUUCGCUAG
Molecule: messenger RNA, 615 nt
Organism: Arabidopsis thaliana (thale cress)
Lineage: Eukaryota; Viridiplantae; Streptophyta; Magnoliopsida; Brassicales; Brassicaceae
Gene: TAF11b
Product: TBP-associated factor 11B
Exons: 2
Coding region: 1-615 (204 amino acids)
Biological process (GO): RNA polymerase II preinitiation complex assembly; transcription initiation at RNA polymerase II promoter
Cellular component (GO): nucleus; transcription factor TFIID complex
Molecular function (GO): protein heterodimerization activity
Source: RefSeq, marked reviewed